This is a messenger RNA of Megalobrama amblycephala (Wuchang bream), 2565 nucleotides long. RefSeq names its product transmembrane protein 130 (gene tmem130). NCBI's taxonomy places the organism in Eukaryota, Metazoa, Chordata, Actinopteri, Cypriniformes, Xenocyprididae. The transcript is spliced from 8 exons. The record is from RefSeq and is a predicted model, not a curated record. Bases 718 to 1677 code for a protein of 319 amino acids.
ACACACUUAAUUUACAAAAUACCGAUUUUAAAAAGAAAAAAUUAUAGUCUACAUUUUGAGUCGUAAAGUUAUACUGUCAAAUGCGAACGUAUGUAAUACAUGUUAAGUCUAUAUUAUUAGGUCUAUAUUAUUUUAGCGUAUAAUGCAGACUGUUUUUUUCGUUCGUGAAUUGACAAAAAUACUCUUGAUAUCUUUGAGUAGCCUAAUUUAAGCUCAUUUUGUGCAUUUAUCGACUGAAACUGGUACCAUAACAAGCCUGACAGUGAGCGUGAUAUUGAGAGUUAUCAAAUUCAUUCGGUAUCAGUUUAUUUAUUCAUUUCUGUGACGGAAAGAAUCUGAUAAACAUUUCACUUUUUACAGCGCCACUUUGUGGCCGUUUGUGUUCUAGCCAGCUAUAGAGUCCCUGAGAAAUAUUUGGUGAAAAGUGUGACUCGGCCAACUAACCCAUGUCUAAAGCUUUGGGAUAAUAUAGAAACUUUUGCACGUUCUCUAGAAAUCUAUCCUGACGUGUAGAGGAAUGGGAUUGUGAAUUAUUCACGUUUCUGCAUGAAUUAUGUUCUCUUUGGCAGCACAACGCACAUCAUUAUUCAGAUGAGCGUAAGAAUUCAACACGCGAAUAUGAUUUCAAGCCUUUACCAAACAGCGUGAAAGACAUAAAAGCUUGAACUACUCAGUCAUACUCUCACAAGUCACAAGCUGUACGGAUUUGGAGUCCACAUGAACUGGAUCCAGAGUGUUGUGGUUCACUCACUGAUUUCCUCUCUUGCUUUUGGGAUACCCAACGAGUUAUCCCAUCAGUUAUCUGGAAAUGUCAAAGGAAAAAUCAUUUUUCAUCAAAUGGAAGGGAAUUCAACAUACUUGCGGGAUAGUGGGAAGCUGGCGUCUUACAUACCCACCGUGGUUUCAUUUGAGCUGUCUGACCCGAGACAUAACUUGCACUCUGUCACAUUUAUAUACACAUGGGACUUGGGCAAUGGGGAAGUGCGUAAAGGCUCAGAGCCUUUUGUGAAGUGUUACUACACAUUACCAGGAAACUACACGUUUAAAUUGAGCAUUACAACCAAUGCACCCCACCAUUCCAGAAUGACUGGGCUGUACUCUGCAGAUUUAACUGUGUUAGAUGCCAUAAGAAGCAUUGAAUUGAGAGGACCUUUAAUUUAUAAUGUGGAUGAAAGCAGCAAUCUGUCCUUUCAAGUUGGAGGAAGUCCUCCAGUUUGGCUGUGCUGGAGAGUUUUGUCUGAUUGUCAAACACCCAGUCCAGAUUCCUGCAAUUUAGUCAGGCUCUACGGGAACAUAUUCAAUCUGAGCUACACCUUCACAUCAGUAGGAACAUAUUGCUUAGACCUGAGUGUGAGAAAUAAUAUCAGCAACCUCCAGACAUCCUACAACAUCUAUGUGCAGAGCAGCCAUGUGAGUCUUAUCUUCAUUUUGCCCUGCGCUGCAGUGAUUAUUGCUACCCUCAUAUUCAUCUCUGUGACAGUGUGUCGUCCACGGCAGCAAUCCCUCACGUCUAAGGCACUGGUGGCAGAUAUGAAAUAUCUAUCCUUCACAGACAUCGAGCUGCGUGUCAAGGAUGCAACCAUCCCUUUACAGGGUAAUUCUCCUGCUUCUAAGACAAAUGAAGCCUUGCCCCUUCUUCAUCAGCCAGAGGCUUCCUACAACACCCAACCCUGUUAGUCUCACUGUGACCGCCCCGGUCUUCAGUACACUUGAAGUAUUCCUUUCAAUCCAUCUUUCAUUGCAUUAUUUUGCUACGUUGUCUAUCUAUUUACAUUUGAAGCUAAGAUAGAGAUAGGCAGGUUUAGACUCACCAUCCUAUGAAUCAACACAAUGCAGAACCCAUAAAAGCUUUUAAUUUUGCUCAUCUGAAUCACCCUUUUGUGUCAAUGUGAACACACUAAUUCUUCUUCCUGUUUUCUCUGCUCUUUUAGUUCAUACUUGAGUGGGUUUCAAGGUUUCACUUCACAAAGGUUCCAUUUGUUAAUGCAAAACUCCUUGAGAUCCUAAUGGAUGUUGACAUUGGUGAUGAACCUUUAAAAGUAGGAGAGUAUAUGAGGUUAGAUGGAUUGCAUGCAGUUCAACAAGUGUGCCAUGGAAUAUUGUUACAAUUUUAAACCUGACCCAAAUGUACAAAACACACCGAUGUACAGAACAGCAUGAUCAUUCUUUGCGAGUGAUUAUGAGUGAGAGUUUCCUUGUAUAAGACCUAGAGCUCUUUCUGCUGGAAUGAAUGAAUCUGACCUGUAUAUUCCUGCUGUGAUGAUCAAUGACAUUUGCCAUCUGCACUGUGAGGUACCAGGAAGACAAGAAUUACAGCUCCACAAGGGACUGCAAAAUAUCUCUCUAGGUUAAAGGCUACAGAUGAGCAAUGCAUCAUAUGUCUAGUAAUAACUGUGCCCUUCAGCUCAAAAGUAGCUGAGGCAUUAUUCUUGCCCUUGGAAGUGUAACGGGAGUCAUAUGUAUGACUUGAAUAUGUUUCUUUACAAAAGUUUAGCAAAGAUUUAGCACCAUUUUUUCAUGAGGAAACAGUCGACCACUUAAUACAACCUGUCACCUACACACUGA